AUGGCUGAAGCUGCUGCACCAUUUUUUGCUGAAGUUGCUGGUAAAGACGAAUCGAGUGUAGAACGAGAUGAAAUUGCUGCAGGCGUUGAAUUUGAUGGUGCUAGCACAACAGCAACAAUUCCUGGAAAUAAAAUAAAAAUGAAACAUGUACAUCAGAAAGUUGUUUUCAAUGAUGGAACAGCUGCUGGUGUUUUAAGCAAUUUGAUGGGUCGUACGCGCACGAUGCAUUUGCAUGAAGCCGACGUCACAUUGAAGUCGUUGGGAUUGCUGCUGCCGUCACCAAUUGAUAUGAUGCCGUAUCGGGUUGAUCCGUUUCGUUCAACGCUAAUGACGUUACAUGAAAAACCUGAUAACUUUUUGAGAAUCCUCAAAAAGGAAACAAUUUAUGUCACUGGUUCGAAGCUCAAUAUUUUCGGGGCAUCGACUGGUGAUUUUAUAGCUGCUGAAUUAGCUAGGCAAGCAGCAUCCAUGGCAGCUGAUGCUUUAUUUGAACGCUUCAUCCUGUGGUCGAUAGAUGGUGAACCGAUUCCAAAUGAAAACUGCGUGGAAUCUGUAGACUUUUUGCAGUAUCCAUCUAUACAGCAGUUUGGUGUUCUGUGUGGAUUCUUCAAAGAUCUGAAGUUGGACUUGGAACCUGAAGGCAAGGCGAUUCUAGCUGAACAAUCCUUCAACUUCCGCGUUGCUGGAAGUCAAGAAGGUGUGCUGGACAACGUUUCGGCUCGAUUAAAUAAAAGCGCACUUGUUUCUUAUCGAAUUACUGGAUUAUGUGCUUUAAUCGAGGCAGCAUUUAAUAUGAUAGCUCAAUACGUAGCAGAAUACGUUACUUUCGGCACAGGUGUAGCAGAUGAGGAAUUUUUCCAUCGUGCCUUCAAAAUUGCUGAAAAAAAAUAUGGUUUGUAUAUACGGAAAGAGCAGCGGUUGAUGAUUGAUACAGACAUUUGCAAGCGAGCUCAUGAUGUAACAGUCCAGAAUGUAGCACAAUAUAUGGCUUUAAUGAAACUAAAUGCUGAAGAUAGAAAAAAUUGGUUCACUCUAACGAACCGAUUGGCGAAAACAACAGUGCGACAUAUUGCAGGUGAAGAAAAUAUUGAAGUAACUGAUUCAAAGAAUAAUAAUGUUUCAUUGAACAAUGGCCAGAUAACAGGCUUACCAUUAACAAGAAAGCAGCAAAAUAUGCUGCGAAAGGGUGAUAGCUAUAAAGCCUCAAUCUUGUUACAUAAUUCUUUAGUAUUUAUCAAAAGUGGGCUCUAUGUCAACAGUUCCCUGAAAAAAGCCAGUUCAAUAUUAGAAAAAAAUUUUCUAAAGCCUUUAGUGCAUAAUGGCUUGCUUAUUGCAGUAGCUGACGGUCUCAUUUGCCGAAGAACCAAAGCUACUGUUUACAUUAAAAUGAUACCUUGUAAUGAUGAUGAUAAUGUAUCGUUUCACAGCGCAGGUGUGAUAAGUGAAGAAGUGUUGGAUAUUCUUCGUCUUGAACGAUAUCAAAUUUUAAAUAUUGAUAUUUCAUCAGUUUUCCAACGUCAUGUGCUUGCAAAUCCACAUGUAGCUUCGAGUCGUACAUGUUCAAUAUCGGCACAAGAAAAGGAUCCCAGUUGUAGCCAAAAUAUUACAUCAAGUGACGAUGAUCACACCAACGAUCCAGAACAACAUGAAGACAAUGUAGAACAUUUAAGUUCAAACAUUUUGGACUUACUGCAUAAUUUUUCUGAAGUUAGUAACGAUAGCCUAUCCAUUGUAUCUCAACUAGUCGUACCGCACGAAGAAAUCAUCGAAGAGCAAUGUGAAACACAAGAUGAUGAAAGUACAAACGUAAGAAUUUAUCAAAACUACAAUGAAUUUCGAAUGAAUCUUAAAAACAUAUAUAAUCCUCAUGUCAAGCAUAAUAUGUUUUUAUUUUAG
Messenger RNA from Rotaria socialis, 1896 nucleotides. The record is from the annotation of a GenBank genome assembly. NCBI's taxonomy places the organism in Eukaryota, Metazoa, Rotifera, Eurotatoria, Philodinida, Philodinidae.